AAACGUUUAUUUGCGCACUCAAAAGUAAUUUUAAAUAAUUUUGCAAAUAUGGAUAAAGAAUCCAAGAAGUUGGAAUGGCCGAGGGAAGCUGUCCUGCAUCUAAUUGAAUUGUGGGAGUCAUUUGAGUGUUUGUACAAUCCAAAGAACAAUUUUUACCAUAACAAACAUGCGCGGUACCAAGCGCUAAGCGAAUUGGCGGAAAGUCUUAACGAUUUCAUGCCAGGAAUUGGGCCCGCUGAAGUAAAGGCAAAAAUUAACUACUUGCGAGGACAAUUCACGCGAGAAGUUGCAAAGUGUAGCAAUAAGAAAAGUGGAGCUGGCGCUGACGAAGUUUACGUCCCAACUGCGUUUUGGUAUAAGAAGCUUGGUUUUCUAUCCGAUUUUGUGAAGGUUCGGAAAGGAGAAAGUAAUUUUUCAUCGUUCCUGGAUGAUUCUCAAACUUCAGUUGAACUAGAAAGAGACUUGUCUCCUCCGGCCCGAAGUAAGAAGAGAGUGCGUCCGAAUGAAGAGAGCUCAACACCAAAGGAGAACGACAUGUUAGAAGCUGCGACGGAGGCAUUGAAAUCUAUUGCACAAAAAGAUAAUACUGAAUUGGAUGGUAACGAUGACGCUUUCUGUAGGUUUUUAAUGUUGGAAUUUCGCGCACUUAAAAAUGAAGAAAUCAAGGAGGAACUUAAGGAAUCGUUUGUUCACUUACUCUUUGAAUCUAAAAAAAAGGAGAGGCAAAUGGAGCGAAAUCUCUUAUUGGAAGGCAACAAAAAUUACUAAGCUUUAUGAAAUUUAUGGUUUUUUUUUUAUACUUAACCAACAGCCAAAUCGGCAACAACGAAUUCAGAUAUUUCGGUUAUAUUUAUACCGAUGAUUUUGAAUGUACCCACGUUUUUUUCAAACUCGUUCUUGCUUGCGGAUUUUGUAAAAUUCGCAAUCCAGAACCGAUUUGAAAACUGUAAUGGUAUAUCCAAAAUGUAUUCUAGAAACAUGAAUGCCGACCUUGCUUCUUUUGGGAAUUUUUGAGGUAUUAAUCUUUUUUUGACUGAAGGGCUGCCUAAAACAUUGUUUUCUUUUUUAACUAAAUAUGUAGACAAAUGAACUGAAGUACAAAUAUAUUCAAUAUGUUUUAUUGAAGAUACGAUCUUUUUUAAUUCAUAAAUACAUAAAAUAUACACUGGCGGUCAAAACUGGAGAAAGGCCAUACUUCGACCAGUUUUGGUUACUUCUUUUGUUUAUUUAAUAUUUAUUAUUUUUUAUAAAAGCGCAUCUCAAUAUCUAAUA
Molecule: messenger RNA, 1272 nt
Organism: Rhagoletis zephyria (snowberry fruit fly)
Lineage: Eukaryota; Metazoa; Arthropoda; Insecta; Diptera; Tephritidae
Source: RefSeq, a predicted model, not a curated record